AUGUGCUUCUCGCUUGGGAGUGUGGCAAAUGCGAUCGCGCGAAUCGGAUGGGGAUAUUUAUCGGAUAAGACGAGCUUUCAGCUAACAAUUGCUCUCGCUUGUUGUUCGGCCACAAUUCUUCUCCUCUCGAUGCCACUCACGCAACAUUUAGGCAAAUACGCGUUUCUACUCUGGUUGGUUCUUUUGUUCAUUUGUAUGGCCGCCACGCACGCGCUCUUCAUCACAGCCGCCGUGAAAUGCUUUGGCCCCAAGUACAAAGGGCCAAAUUAUGGAUUGCUCAUCCUGUCAACAACUCUCUCCGGCAGUGUCCUGUCGAUCGCUUCCCAAUAUUGGCUACCCGAGAUCGGCUACAGUUGGGCUUUCAUCAUCACGGCGUGCUUUCCGUUUUGUGCUUUCAUCUUGACAUCGACGAUUCAAGUGACACGACACGGACAUUAUAUUUGU
Molecule: messenger RNA, 444 nt
Organism: Mesorhabditis belari
Lineage: Eukaryota; Metazoa; Nematoda; Chromadorea; Rhabditida; Rhabditidae
Source: the annotation of a GenBank genome assembly